This is a messenger RNA of Trachymyrmex cornetzi, 867 nucleotides long. RefSeq names its product LIM domain-containing protein A. NCBI's taxonomy places the organism in Eukaryota, Metazoa, Arthropoda, Insecta, Hymenoptera, Formicidae. The transcript is spliced from 5 exons. The record is from RefSeq and is a predicted model, not a curated record. The coding region runs from base 439 to 867 and encodes 142 amino acids.
AACGAGGAGGCGAGGAAGGAGGGAGGGAAACAAGUGGCACGGAGGUGAGCUGAAAAGAGAUAGGAAAGAAGAGGAAUUUUCUCCGCGAGCGAGCGCGCGCGCGCACGCUCGCCUACACCCAAGUAUGCUGUGGAGUGACGAAGCGGCGUCGCGGAUUUCACGGAUCGAUCGGCCGAUCGAAUUUUCUAAAUAGGAUACGCGCCGCCCCGCGUGUGUGUGUACCAUAUGUGUACGGGCGCGCGUGUGUGCCUCGUAAUUGCUACACGGAAGAAGAAUCGUCGUCGACGUCGUCCCCGCCCGGCCAGGCCGGGCCGGUGAAUCGAAUCGCCGCGCCGGUGCCGGUGGAUCGACCGCCCGCGCCGUCUGCCGCGGGAAAACUUCAGAUCCGGUUCGCUUUCCACGGCUGACGUCAUUACCGUUCACAAUGCGCUAGGGGUGAUGGAGACAGUGGGCAAGCAAGUUCAGGUAGUGAGUGGACUGGGGGUGGGGGGUCCGGUGGGCCCUGUGGGCCCAGUGGGGGGAGAUCUGCAUCACCAUCAUCAUCCACACCCGCACGCCCUUCCUCCGCACCCACACUCCCACCCCCACGGUCACCCCCAUGGGUCCCACGGCCACUCGCUCGCGACGUCGAACCCCGGCAGAGGUCAGCCUCAACCACCGACCUCGCAUAACCAGCACGUACCUGCGAGGUCCACUCCCGUACAGCUGCAUAGACCGACGCAAAAUUAUGUCAACAUCAAGAGCAGUAGCCCGGUAUCUCCGAGGACGAUAGGAACGGGAGCGACGUACGUGCAGGGUGGUGCAGCCGCAUCAUACUUCAAUAUUGAGCUGAAUCGCGUGGCUAGGUCAUUUUCGUUCCUUUGUUGA